CUUUUUUUCCCUCACUCCUCCUUUGCCACUUGCUACACACAACUCGACUACAUAAUUAAAAGCAAAACUACAUGCAUCCGUAAUGACACGAUCUCCUCUACAAUCAGCCAAUCAUCGUCCUCAGGGACACGGUCGGAAUGGUCAACCUAAAGCUUCCUUCCAGGAUCUUCAACGAGGUCGUCUUGCCAAACAGGUUAUGCAGUCAACAGGAACGACUAGUACAGCAUCCCCAUCCACAGGCGAAUCCAGUACCACUAACAAUGUGCUAGCUGUCGAAGUGCCUGUCGUUGCAUCACUUACGCCAGAACAAAUGUACUCAAAUUUUGAGGAAUGGAUCAAAAUGUGCACGGACAAUAAAAUCAAUGCAAAAAAUAGCUGGAACUUUGCAUUGAUUGAUUACUUUCAUGAAAUGACGUUCCUGCGCGAUGGUGACAGCAUCAACUUUCAAAAGGCUUCUUGUACACUUGACGGCUGUGUGAAAAUUUAUACAUCCAGAGUUGAUUCUGUGGCCACAGAAACCGGAAAGCUACUCAGUGGUUUGGCGGAUAGUGCAACUUCAGGAGAUCCUGACGAUGAUGAGGAUCCACAACGGUCGGGCGAUGCACCGGAACGACGCACGCGACGAAGGGGCAAUCGUGCCGAAAGUACCCUACUCAGGGAUUUCUCGUCGAUCGCUUUAAAGAAGUUCGACCUUGAUUUCGCUGUCGAUCCGCUGUUCAAAAAAACAUCUGCUGACUUUGACGAAGGCGGUGCUCGUGGUUUACUGCUGAAUCAUCUGGCCCUUGAUCGUGAUUGUAAAAUCAUUUUCGACGCAUCAGACGCGAGCAGCUCAGAACCAGCACCUAAUGAUAAGCAAACGGAUGAGGGUGAUCUGCUGGCUGCAGAAAAAACUCAAGAUGCGGAACAAAUGGAUGAAGACAUAGAAGAUAACGAAGGCGACGGUCAAUCAAAAGAAGAUAAAGAUGCCGCCAAAGACGAUGACAAAGAGGCAGCAGCUGUUGCUGUUGAAGAAGAAGAAGAAAAAGUAGAAGAUCCAAUGGAUGUGGAUGCUAAUGAGCAAUCUGAAUCAAGUGAACAACAAGAACAAGAACCAAUCGACCAACAACUCCCCCAACCUGCGGUCGAAAAAGAAGAAGAAGAAGAAGAAGAAGAAAAGGACAGUAUGGUGGAAAUAUCCCGUUUACGAGCCAAACUGCCACCUGUCGAAAUCAUUGCCACUUUACAAAUAUGUCCUACUUUGCAAGGCUACAACUUCUUCUCAGAAACGGAUUUCACUAUGCCUGAUCUUGAGGAUACUGCCGACCAGAUAGAAAAUCCUGUCGAUUUGGCACCACCAACAACCGCAGGAGAAACGGGAGAUGACUACGCUAAUGAUGAUUAUGAUGGCAUGGAUGAUUAUGAUUUUGGCGACGACGGACCUAUGCUGGAUGGUAUUGACGAUGUUCCAUUUGGCGAUGGCCAUGGCGAUGCUGAUGGCGAUGCUGCGGGCGGACAAGAUGAAGGAAGCAUCGGUGGAGAUAAUGAGAAUCCUUUGCAAGAAACCGACUUUAUGAGUGCCAUGACGGGAGGCAAUGGCAGUGACAUGUUUAGCUACUUUGAUACGGCAUUUAACAAAAACUGGGCUGGUCCUGAACAUUGGAAGUUGCGACGACCCGUAUCAAAAGUGGCCAAAGAAAAGGAUACUACAGCAAAUCAAGAAGAAGGUGCCGAAGGUGAAAAGUCACGGAAAAAGCAAAAACAAGCAUUUCAAAUCGACUUUAUUGCUGGUGAGGAUGUGGAUGAAGAUAUGUUGUUUGCAACAGAUAAACGGACCAAGAUCAGCAUGUCCAGUGUGCAAGAAUCAGCCGUCAAAGACGACAUUCAUCUUUUACCAGAUGACAUGCAUUUCUCAUCGAAGCAGCUAUUGAAGCUCUUUUUGAAACCUACAUUUUCGAUGCGAAGCAAGAAGAAGCAGAGACAAGAAACAGGGGAAGAAGACGCUGCUGCUGUACCACAAGAAGAUGACCAGCAAUAUGACUAUGACCCUGGUGUGGAUGAUUAUGGUCCAGAUACACAAUUUUGGGCAGAUCAGCAAACUGAAAGUACACCCGACGAACCAUAUCAGACACAAGCCGACACACAAGAUCAAACCGUUCUCACUGCAUUGGAAGAUACGUCGUUCUAUCAAGAUUCGUACUAUGACACAUAUGACGACGUAGAAAAUUCACACCUCUAUGGCGAUGCUCUGAUUACCAACCAUCGCUUAAAGAAGACCAAGCCGCUGUAUGUGAACUAUGCCCGCACAGCCAAACGUGUCGACGUUAAAAAGUUAAAAGAUAACCUGUGGAAAGCACUCACGCUACCCAAGCCGGAUACACCAUCGCCACCAGUAGAAUCAACGCCAGGCAACGACAGUGUCGAUCCGGAUUCAGUGCAAGGUGUUCAGCGAUUCACUGAUAUUCUGCAAGAGCUGCGCAGAAUGUAUACAGUCAAGGCAUUGAAGGACAUAUCGGUGCCAUUCUGCUUUAUUUGUCUCCUGCAUCUGGCCAACGAACGGAAUCUUACGAUAUCUCGACCGACAAAUCUAGCCGAUCCAGACUAUGAUCCUGACGACUUUGUUUUAGGCGAAGCGCCGAUGGAUGAGACUUUCCUUAACGAAGUAACGAUUGUACAGAACGUAUAAUCUCUUUACCCCUCUCCGUUUUCUCUCUCUCUCUCUCCAUUCACACUUUAUACAUUCACACAUUACACAUAGUCUCAAUAACCGGCUUUCUUUCUUUUGUAUAUACAACGUCUCCUUAUUAUAUACAACCUGUGAUUAACUCAAAAUCAUAAUUAUCAUCACUAGCAUCACCAUAUCAUCAAUAUAGUUUUAUUUAUCAUGCAAG
Messenger RNA from Zychaea mexicana, 2867 nucleotides. RefSeq names its product condensin complex subunit 2/barren. Gene Ontology annotation, molecular function: chromatin binding. The coding region runs from base 83 to 2662 and encodes 859 amino acids. The transcript has 10 exons. Gene Ontology annotation, cellular component: condensin complex. The record is from RefSeq and is a predicted model, not a curated record. Gene Ontology annotation, biological process: mitotic chromosome condensation. Lineage: Eukaryota; Fungi; Mucoromycota; Mucoromycetes; Mucorales; Lichtheimiaceae.